AUGUCCAUCGACGCCACUCUCAUCCGUUGGUUCUACACCACCAUCUCGAAGGACCUCUUCCACACGGUGGUCUCCGCCGACGAUGAUGCUCACGCCGUUUGGACCAAGCUCAACGGCCUCUUCACCGACAACGCGCUCCAACGCAAGGUUUUCUUGCACGGCGAGUUUUUUGGGUGCCAGCAGCUCGACACGUCUGUUGACGAUUACUGCAUGCGCCUCAAGAAGCUUGUUGACGAGCUCCGUGACCUUGGUGAGACGGUCUCCGACGAGCUCCUCCUCAGCACCCUCAUCGCCGGCCUGAACGACGAUUUCGGGAACGCCGCCUCCAACAUCCCCCUCAUCACCAACCCAACGUUCCCGAAGAUCGUUGCGUACCUGAAGUUGGAGGAGCGGAGGAUGCGGAUGUCACGCACCCAGGCCAACCACACCGCCCUUACCGCCGGUACCCGCGGUGGUGCGCCGCCCACCGCCCCGCUGAGGCCCGCUCCGGGCCCCUUCCAGGCGUCGCCGCCGCCCGGGUUCCCGUACCCGCAGUAG
Aegilops tauschii subsp. strangulata is the source of this 537-nucleotide messenger RNA. RefSeq lists its product as uncharacterized. Lineage: Eukaryota; Viridiplantae; Streptophyta; Magnoliopsida; Poales; Poaceae. The record is from RefSeq and is a predicted model, not a curated record.